ACUAAAGUAGGGUUCUACAUAUCAAGAUGGAUGUGAUGACCAAAGCUCUAAUCUUGAUUAGCAUGAUGGUAUGUCUGACCUCAGUUGCUAAUGCCAUUUCUGGCGAAGCAAUAUUAUACAGGCCACCUUAUGCUCCAUCAAGAUGUUUCGGUCCAAAAGAUCAAGGUGUCAUGGUUGCAAGAGCGCACGGCAGCUUGUUCGCCUAUGGAAAAGCCUGUGGGUGGAAGUACCGAGUUCGUUGCACAAGUGGAAAAAACAAAGCCAUCCCCAAUGCGUGCACUGGAAACACUGUUGAUGUUACAAUUGUAGAUCGUUGCGAGACAUGUGGGGCGGAUGUACUUGAGCUUUCGCAGGAGGCUUUUGCACAGAUUGCACGUCCGGAGCUUGGGAAAGUGAAUGUUGAAUAUGCACAGAUCUGAUGACAGAAAAUAUGAACAUAAAGUUACCAAAUAAAAGCGCAUAUCCUGUUAUAAGAGCAUAUGAAUAAGUGUGACAGGAUAUAUAGAUUGUAUUA
Molecule: messenger RNA, 514 nt
Organism: Helianthus annuus (common sunflower)
Lineage: Eukaryota; Viridiplantae; Streptophyta; Magnoliopsida; Asterales; Asteraceae
Product: EG45-like domain containing protein
Exons: 3
Coding region: 27-419 (130 amino acids)
Biological process (GO): systemic acquired resistance
Cellular component (GO): apoplast; cell wall
Source: RefSeq, a predicted model, not a curated record